This is a messenger RNA of Protomyces lactucae-debilis, 2568 nucleotides long. RefSeq lists its product as uncharacterized. The record is from RefSeq and is a predicted model, not a curated record. The transcript has a single exon. Gene Ontology annotation, molecular function: GPI anchor phospholipase D activity. The coding region runs from base 1 to 2568 and encodes 855 amino acids. Lineage: Eukaryota; Fungi; Ascomycota; Taphrinomycetes; Taphrinales; Protomycetaceae. Gene Ontology annotation, cellular component: extracellular matrix; extracellular region.
AUGCGCGCUAUUCUAUUCUUGACUACCUCUGGCAUAGCGCACUUGGCGCAUGGCGCUGGCGUUCUGGUUCAUAUUGAAAUCUUGAGGCAAGCUGCCUAUACCCUCUCGCUGCCGCCGGUGAAUGUAUCGCUUCCUCUUGCAGACUGGCUUGAAGAGCACAGAGCUUUUGCCCAACCCGGUGCCUUCUUCCCUGACUGGGGUUAUGGCUGCCUUGGCUCUGAUGAUCCUGCAGAAAUGGCACACUGGCCACCAUUUCUUGGCAUAGCUAUGCAGUACCUACAAGACACGUACCCAGAACUCUCGAGCAAUGUCGCGGGACAACAGCUAUUGUCCUUUCUUUUGGCCACUGCAAGCCAUCAGACAGCAGACAGUACCUGGCACUCGAUUCGCUUUCGAGAUGGACUCAUGCGCGUCGUGGCGGAUGUCGACUUUGGAGGCGAUUAUGAGGCUGCGCAUAGUAUUCUCGAUAUCGGUGGUGAUACAAUCUUCGCAAAAGCGUUUGCAGUGCAGGAGGACGGCAACGGUUUCGAUCACUUGAGCCAAAUCUGGAAAGUACCCUUUGCCGACUUGCUCGCCAUUUACAAACACAUGGGUAUACGUAUUAACCCCAUCAAGCUGCGUUACUGCAUGAUGCGUGGCUUUGCAGCAGUUUCUGCCUUGAGGCGAGUCGGUGACCGCCUGACGAAGCGAUAUGCUCGAAGGUCGCCAUUUAUGAUUCACGAAAUUGAGCAUUUCCAUAAAGGCUCAGUCAGAGAGGCUGCAGUGUCCGUCUUACCCUGCUGGAAGGCAAUGGAAGGAUGGAUUGUAUCAGGUCAAGUACCGCAAGGCGAGGCAAUCUGGGAUUAUUGCGAACCGAUGCGUACAAUCAAUGCUCGUGGAAAGCCUCUCGCGAUACACAUUGGCAUAACGAAGCGUUCAUCAGUUAGUCAGAUGGUCUUUUCAAAUACCUGCGCUUCGGACGACGACUCGUUGGAAGAGUAUGAAACAAUCUUGCAACAAGAGCUGGAUCUCAUGGUUGCCGUAGAACAAGAUGGAGUUCUCAUUUUAUCGACGAAACCCUUCAAGCAAAAGUCCAACUCACACAAGACUCCAGAGCUAUCGCGGCCGCAUGAUCCAAAGAUUCACUCAGACCCUUUCUUCUUAACACCAAGCGUUCCGUACAGCAACUUUGGCAGCGCCAUUACUUUCGUCACUUGUUCUUCCAGCUUGCAGAUUGCUGUCGGUGCUCCACUUGAUACAGAUGAAAGCACAGAUUCAGGUCGAGGCUCCGUGUUUGUCAUCCCAAUACAAAAUGAUGAGGCGAGCAGCAUGCAACCACAUACAGAAUGUGCUCUGGCCGACAUGCGCUUGCGCUCAACAAAUGCAGACCAUUCUACGCCACUCUUCUUCGGUACAGCAUUGGUCAACUUGACUCUGGCAGGCCUCGAAACGCUCGCAGUACUCUCGUACCAUCAAGUCGAGUUAUAUCAGAUGCGAAAUGAUACUAUGGAGACAGCACCAUUUGUGACGAUCCGAAGAGCACAUGCAGCCAAUGCUUAUGAAAAUGCCCCCAUUGCAAGCAACUUGGCAGUGUACGAACAUCGAGGCGUGCGCAUGUUAGCACUGCUAGCACCCUGGUCUGGUCGCGCUUCGCAAGGAGCAGUCUACUUGUUCAGCGAGGCGACGCUUGUCACUGGGCCAUCUGGUCUUAUUCUGGAAGAUGCUGAUAUCGUCCUACAUGGCACGAGGCCAUAUGAGAGGUUUGGUUUGACCUUGACCUAUCUAGGACCUCAAAAGCUGCUCGUUAUUGGCAGUGCUCGCAAGCUAUCCUUUAUGCAGCCUCAAAAGGAUGCUUAUGCAGUGCUCUGGGUCUUGGACGAUCCGUCACAGCAAAAGCUCGACACUGGCUUUGGCCGCGCUGCUGUGUCAGAGGGUAACUUUCUCUAUGUCGCCUCUCCUGAUGAAUCUGACGGCAACAUACCACAAUCUGGCAAAGUACGCGUCUUCCAUCUGGCGCCAUUAUUCUCGAGUAGUGCAAGGUCCUUACAAACCCCAUGGACUGUGACACUUGUACGUGUCAUCACUGCACUCGAACCAACACCGUUCGGUCACUUUGGCCAAACGCUGACAGCGGCCGGUCAAUUUGAGGGCAUCUACAUUGGUGCCCCGGGCUAUGAUGACCGCGGUGCUCUCUUCUACCUUCCUACGCUGGCCAACAAGCGGCAGAAAGCGCUACGACAGCGUCCUGUUGGAUUUGUGACUGAAUUGCUAGCAAAGUGGUUUCCUGGACCACUACAAAAGCAGCGUCUUGAAGAGCGUGCUCAACAUGCAGCCAUUCAUCAGCGUGCCAUGCGAAGUUGGUAUACAGACACGGCACCAAAGCCUCGCCGAGGGCAAAAGCUGAAGCCAAUAUACAAUGUCACGCUGGCUCCGUGUGUCCUCGGCUACGAAGCAGGUUCUAAGUUUGGCUCUACGGUGGCGAGCAGUGCCGGCGGGCUUGUGAUUGUGGGUGCACCGUACAGUUCGGGGCUCGGCAUAUCGCAGCGCCGUGCUGGGCGUGUGAUUCUGUACGAAGGCCUGCGCUGCUGA